AUGCUUUGUCAAGGAAGAUUAAGUCCCACAAGAGAGAAAUAUGCCACGGAACAAAAUCUUAUUCAUGGGUCAAUUAGCAAUAUAAAACUAAAACUUGAAGAUAUACAAGAUGCUCAUAACAAGAUUAAAAAUCAAAUUAUUGCUACCCCUCUACUUGAAGCUAAAUAUAUUGGGAAGUAUUUUUGUAAAGUUAUGUUUAAAUGUGAAAACUUACAAACAACUGGAAGUUUUAAAGCCCGAGGAGUUUGUAACUUAAUUGCAAAUAUGGAAACUUCUGAGAGGAGCAAAGGUAUUACUGUAUGUGGAGGCCGUAAUUUUCUAGCCGCUAUCAGCUAUUACGGAUUGCAAAACUCGAUUCCUAUUAAUAUAGUUAUACCAAGGGAUGCUCCUUUAGCCGACAAACAGCGAUAUAGGGAGAGUUCAGCUAUUGUAAAGUGCCUUGGUUGUGACGCGACUGAGGCAGGUUUGCAUGCUCUGACUUUUAGCAGAGAUGUUGGCUCCACGUUUGUGAGGAGUACCGAUAAAUUGGAAUUAUUAGCUGGAUACGGCACUGUUGGACUAGAGAUCCUCACGCAAGUUGAUCAACUAGAUGCAGUAUUAUGCCCAGUGGGUAGUGGAGGCCUUGUUGCAAGUGUUCUACUUGCAAUUAAAACCCUCAAACCCAAUUGUUUAAUUUAUGGUGUUGAAUGUUCACUGUCGCCAACCGUGACUAAAGCAUUGCAGGAAAAGAAGCCUGUUCCGAUACAGACAAAACCAAACAUAGCAGAUAGCUUGUCUGAAAUGAUUACGGGCACCAACUCAUACAACAUCAUACGUGGUUACCUCGACAAAAUGAUUACUGUUGAUGACACUUGGAUUUCGCGGGCCAUGGUGAAAUUGUUUGAGCGCGAGAAAAUGUUUGUAGAGGGCGCUGCUGCAUGUCCGGUUGCAGCCAUGCUGGCGGGAAAAGUGCCGGAGCUUCGUGGGAAAAAUGUUGUGGUUAUAUUAUCGGGUGGCAACAUUAACAGUAAUCGCAUCGCGCGGGUAAUUGAGCGUGGUUUACUCGCAGAAGGCAGAUUAUUAAAUUUAACAGUUACAAUAAAUGAUUCGCCCGGUUCAAUCGCAAAGCUCAUUGGUAGAGUAACAGAUGCAGGCGCUGAUAUAAGAAGUAUUUCAGAAACAAAAUCGCCACAAAGAGACCUGUCAAUAAAGGAUGGCCGUGAUGAGGAUUUGGAACAACCUCAUAUUCUGUCAUUUCACGAAAUAAAAGAAGCCGCUGAGAGAAUUGACGAUGGAAUUAUUCAUACACCCCUCUGCGAGGCAAAAAUAAGCAAACAAAUGGACUAUAAUAUUUAUUUCAAAUGCGAAAAUUUGCAAUACACCGGCAGCUGUGCGGAACGUGGAAUUCGCAAUGCAUUUGUGGCGAAUGCAGCAGAAAUGCGUGAAAGGGGCGUGAUAGUGCCAUCUAGCGGUAACAUGGGCUUAGCCGCCGCUUACCACGGUACUCCUUUAGGGAUUCCGGUAACCGUAGUGUUACCAGAAAGAGUUGCUCCCGCGCAUUCCCUUCGCUGUUCAGAAUUCGGUGCGGACGUGGUACACCAAGGAGAAAAUAUUGAAGGCGCUUAUUACUAUGCCCAAAAAGCUGCCAGAGAUAGCCAACAAAUGUUAUUAUGCUCAGACGAUCCUAUGGUGAUGGCGGGUCUUGGCACCAUUGGGGUGGAAAUCAUAACUCAGCUUCCAGAAACAGAUGCUGUUAUAGUACCAGUAGCUACUGGAGCCUUGUUGGCCGCUGUUCUUGUCGCUUGCAAAAAGCUUAAGUGUUCAUGUCUAGUUUAUGGUGUGGAAUGCGUUAAGGUUCCAAAAAUGAUGAAAGCAUUACAAGCUGGAAGGCCAGAGAGCACUGCAAUUGUAGCCAACUUGGCACAAAAUCUUAAUGCAGCCAUUGUAGGGACCAAUGCGUUUGCUACCAUUAACGGGCGAUUGGACAGAAUGUUAUUAGUCGACGAAUGUUACAUAGCUAAAGCUAUAGUAAGUAUGGUGGAACGCGAACGCUUAGUAGCAGAUGGCGCUGGAGUUUGUUCUCUAGCUGCUGUUAUGCAGGGGUUGGUCCCGGAGUUGAGAGGAAAGAGAGUUGUAUGCGUAAUAAGUAGCGGGAAUAUUGAUUCGGGGCGCUUAGCGCGUUCUAUUCAGCGCGGUUUGGGUGCGACCGGCCGCCUACUUCGGUUUGGAGUUGCUGUACCGGACCAUCCGUCUGGUUUGGAACAACUGGCAAAGACAAUCGCUGACGAACAGGCAGUUAUGAAAAGCCUCGUUACUGAGCAGAUGUGGGUUCAUAGCGAUGUUCUUGUUACUUGGGCAAACAUUGUUGUUGAAACAGCCGAUGAAGUACAUUCUGCAAAUCUGAAGGAUAAACUGCGUGAACGAUACCCAUCUACGAGAUUUGCUAUGGAUCUUGAUAAUAAACACAAAGUGAAUAUACGAUAG
Molecule: messenger RNA, 2463 nt
Organism: Pieris macdunnoughi
Lineage: Eukaryota; Metazoa; Arthropoda; Insecta; Lepidoptera; Pieridae
Source: the annotation of a GenBank genome assembly